This is a messenger RNA of Morus notabilis, 1693 nucleotides long. Its product is annotated as ACT domain-containing protein ACR9. The transcript has 6 exons. The coding region runs from base 167 to 1429 and encodes 420 amino acids. NCBI's taxonomy places the organism in Eukaryota, Viridiplantae, Streptophyta, Magnoliopsida, Rosales, Moraceae. The record is from RefSeq and is a predicted model, not a curated record.
CAAAACGACCCCAGAGGUAAAGAAGAAGAAGAAGAAGAAGGAGGGGAGAAACCUCAAACUUCAAUUCCAAAUCGCUAGAAUUCUGAGAUGCAAUUCUGAAAAAAAAAAAGUCAGAAUUUGUGUUUUGUUUGUUUUGAAAUUCCAUUCAAAACACAAGACAAGAUUUAUGGGCAUCGCCUGCGACGACGUCAUUGUGAUCCAGCCGGGAAAAUCCGCCGGCGAGCCCUCCGUCCUCACCGUCAAUUGCCCCGACCAGGCCGGCCUCGGCUGCGAUCUCUGCAGAAUUAUCUUGGAAUUUGGCCUCUGCAUUACCAAAGGAGAUUUUUCAACUGAUGGAAGAUGGUGCUACAUAGUUUUAUGGGUUGCUCCGAAUCCUAGCUCGCUUAAAGUUGAUUGGGAAAGCUUGAAAAGCCGGCUUGUUUCCAUAUGCCCGUCAUGUGCAUUCCCAGUUUACUUAAAUCAGCAUUCAAACAAUCCAUCGCCUUCUCCUGUUUACCUGUUGAAGUUUUUAUACCUUGACUGGAAAGGACUUUUACAUGAUGUUACUAAAGUCCUCUGCGAGCUUGAACUAAUAAUCCAAAGAGUAAAAGCGAUGCCGACCCCGGAUGGCAAAGUUUUGGACCUUUUCUUCGUUACAGAUUGCAUGGAACUAUUACACACAAAGUUGAGAAGAGAUGCCAUAUGUGAGCACCUGAUGGCUGCUUUGGGAGACUAUUGUAUUGCCUGUGAGAUUCAACUGGCUGGGCCUGAAUAUGAAGGUUUGCAAGGGUAUUCUUCUCUUGCACCAGCCAUUGCUGAUGAACUAUUCGGUUAUGAGUUGUCGGACUCAGAAGCCCGUCUGCAAGCUCUUAGCCCGGAUACAAAAUUGAGAAAGACAGCUACUAUUACUGUCGAUAAUUUAUUGAGCCCCUCUCAUACCUUGCUUCAUAUAGAGUGUGUUGACCAGAAGGGCCUCUUUUAUGACAUUUUGAGGACCUCCAAGGACUACAACAUUCGGAUCGCAUAUGGUAGAUUCACUUCCAAUGUGGAAGGCUUCCGAAAAAUUGAUCUAUUUAUUCAGCAAACAGAUGGGAAGAAAGUUUUGGAUCCUGAAAGUCAGACUGCAUUAUGUUCUCGCUUGAAGGAAGAUAUGAUUAAUCCAGUCCGAGUAAUCAUUGCCAACAGGGGUCCGGAUACAGAACUCUUGGUUGCUAAUCCGGUUGAGUUGUCUGGAAACGGAAGGCCCCGUGUAUUCUAUGAUGUAACUUUGGCUCUAAAGAUGUUAGGAAUUUUUAUUUUCUCGGCUGAAAUUGUUCGGCAUACGACUCCUGUUCGCCAGUGGGAAGCUUACAAAUUUCUUUUGGAAGAAAGCCGUGAAUUUCCAUUGGCGAGCAGUCGAGCUAGGAGUAAGAUUGUGGAUAGAGUUAGAAGAACUUUGAUGGGUUGGUAAGGUGGUUAGUUUCACAUGGGAAAGGUCAAGCAGUGUUUCCAUUUAGUAACUGAGCCCCUUUUCUGGCAUAUCUGUCCUGUCAACGCAAAUUUACAUCUCUGAAUCAGAGAUCAUGUUUGUCUGGUAUAAGCAAGUUCAGAAUGAGCAGAAGACGCUUCUCUGAGAUUGUAGAAGUAUUUUGUUAUAAUUUUUACAUUAAUUAAAAUUCUGCAACUGUUUUUUCUUUUGCUUAAGAAUUUGUCUCCAAUGAUUUCUCGUCCCUCC